AUGGCGUACAAAACCGCAGAAGAAAUCGUCGAUCAUCUUCGCUCAAAUUACCCUGAUUACCACCGAACUAAAUAUCAAACCCUAAUUCGAUUUGUUGACGACGCUCUUCAACAUUCCAACAACACUCCCACACGGAACCAUAACCAAAACAACAAUGCCGAAGAAGAUGACCACGAGGAUGAGAAUCCAAGUGCUUCUCGAAAGAGACGUAAGACUUCAGAGGAUGGGAUCUACAGCGACAAAGUUGAGCCUGCUUUUGACUUGGUGAAGGAUAUGCUGCGACAUUCAUAUACAGGAGCAAAGUCAGGACUACUCGUGGUCCAAGAAAAGAAUGUUGAAUUGGAUAUUGGUAAUACAGGCAAGGCUACUAUUACUGUCAAUGCGGAUGGUAGUAAAUCCAAAUCCAUAUCGACAACAGGUAAACACUCAAAGGGUUCAGUUUCUAAUACCGGUGGCGGCGGUGGUCUUGAGGUGAAAGGGAAAGAGGGGCCGAAGUUUAAGGAUUUGGGUGGGAUGAAGGCUAUUAUAGAGGAGUUGAUUAUGGAUAUUGUGUCAUUGUGUAAUCCUUGGUUGCCUAGACAUUUAGGGGUGAAACCGCUAAUGAAACUGGUCUUCCUUUUCAUCAUAUUUCGGCUACGGAGGUGGUUUCUGGAGUCUCAGGGAAUCGGGAUAAAUCUCGAGUCUGGAUUUUUACUUUAUAGACCUCCAGGAUGUGGUAAAAAACUUAUUGCCAAAGCUGUUGCCAAUGAGGUGGGAGCGAAUUUCAUUCAUAUUAAGGGACCCGAGCUUCUAAAUAAGUAUGUCGGGGAAAGUGAGCUUUCGGUGCGGACAUUGUUUAGUCGUGCAAGGACUUGUGCACCAUGUGUACUAUUUUUUGAUGAGGUUGAUGCUCUGACUACCGAACACGGUAAAGAAGGUGAAUGGGUUAUUGAAACACUAUUGAACCAGUUGCUUAUUGAGUUAGAUGGUGCCGAGAGUCGGAGAGGUGUAUUUGUGAUUGGUGCAACAAAUAGGCCUGAGGUGAUGGACCGCGCUCUCUUGCGGCCUGGUAGAUUCGGUAAACUGCUUUACGUCCCUCUUCCAAGCCCAGAUGACCGCGUUUUGAUAUUGAAAGCUCUUGCAAGGAAUAAAAAUAUUGAUUCUAGUGUGGAUUUGAGUGCCAUUGGAAGAAUGGAAUCAUGUGAAAACCUUAGUGGUGCCGAUCUUGCAGAAUUGAUGAAUGAAGCAGUAAUGGCUGCUCUUGAUGAGAAGUUGAGCUCAGCAGAGACAACCUCAUUGACUAUCUCAUUGACUAUCAGGACAAGUCAUUUUGAGCUAGCACUAAGUAAAGCUUCUCCGUCUGUGUCGGACAAGCAAAGGCAGUACUAUGAGCGUUUGUCAAAGAGCCUAAGAGCAGCAUGA
This is a messenger RNA of Vicia faba (fava bean), 1401 nucleotides long. Lineage: Eukaryota; Viridiplantae; Streptophyta; Magnoliopsida; Fabales; Fabaceae. The record is from the annotation of a GenBank genome assembly.